Molecule: messenger RNA, 387 nt
Organism: Cryptosporidium muris RN66
Lineage: Eukaryota; Apicomplexa; Conoidasida; Eucoccidiorida; Cryptosporidiidae
Exons: 4
Coding region: 1-387 (128 amino acids)
Source: RefSeq, a predicted model, not a curated record
AUGUCAGAAGUUCAUAUUACUAAGAAUAAUUGUUGUGCAAGUGCUGAGAAGAAGUCAUCUAGAUUAGAUAAAAUUAAGAAUAUGUCAAAAAACUCGAAGUACAUAUCUAUUCUAAGAGAAAUUUUUAUUGGCUUAGCAGGGGCACAUGCAGUAUACAUUUUUAUUAAUUUUGUUUUUGGUAACUAUCCAGGUGGACUAUUGUCAAUUUUACUAGUUGUGACAGCUUUAUAUACCCAUUUUGAUAGAAGAGUUGCAACUUAUACACUAAAUGUAGCUAUUGAACUCUUAUUGGGUGCUACUAUAUGUGUUUCAAGGUUUGAAUUAUACUAUUAUGAAGCUGUUCUUAAGGUAAGAAUAUAUAGCUUUGAAAAUAACCUAAACAAUUAA